UAGCCUGGGAAGGCGGUUGACAGUGAAGAUGCACAGAGCCUACCAACCCAUAUUGCCAUGUGGUAAUAAAUACCUGCAACAGAAAUGGGACAAAACCUACUAUGACGAGCAUAAAAGGAAGGUGCAGUCAGCUAAACCAAUGGUGGAUACAAACAGUCCACAAACAUAUGUACAUCUCAACCUAAAAUUGAAGAAAUUGAAGCUUGAAGAGGAACGACUAACAAUCAUUGAAAGGGACAACCGUCUGCUGCUAGAGAAAAUGUCAUCUAUCAUGAGAACUAAAGGAAGAGUUGACAACAAAAAUAAUUAUGAAGCUAAAAGUUUAAAUAGAGAGAAAAGAGAACAAGAACUGCUGAAAGUAUCCAGAGAGAACCAAAACAUUGGGGACAGACUCACAAAGUGUGAGCCUCAGUAUCGAGUUGAAAAGUGGCAUGAAGACUGGGUGAAGGCAGAGAGGUAUAUGGACAGCAUUGCUAAAUACCCAAGAGGAUGGUACGAUAUGCAGCAUCCAGAAAAGGCUUCAAAAGGAAAAAAGAAACCUGCCAAAAAAGAGUCUGUAAGAGAUGUCAAAGCAAAAGUGCAUAAUGAUGAUAACAGUGAUGACGGAGGCUCAGUAGAAGAACCUAAUAAAGGAAAACAGGAAAAGUGUAAAAAAGACAAUACUAGAACUAUCAAGGAAAGUAAAAAUUCAAAGCAGGAAAAUAGGAAAGAAAAAAAGACCAAAAGAAAAGAUCAGCAAAAAGUAGGUGACAAAAAAGAGGAAAAAGAGGAAGCCUAUGAAAGUGAUGAUGGCAAACAGGAGCCAGAUAAUGGUGAAGACCUGACAAAGAAUAAGGAAAAGGACAAUGAAGAAUCAAUGGAUGAAAAUGAGACAAGUUACUAUGAAACGGGUAAAGAAGAUGGAUCUCACAAGUCAGAACAGUCUGAAAGUGAACCAGAGUCAGAUGAUGAUAAGGACAAAGCAGAUAAUGAUAAGGAGCAAGCAGAUGAUGAUAAGGAGCAAGCAGAUGAAGAUAAGGAGCAAGCAGAUGAAGAUAAGGAGCAAGCAGAUGAUGAUAAGGAGCAAGCAGAUGAUGAUAAGGAGCAAGCAGAUGAUGAUAAGAAGCAAGCAGAUGAUGAUAAGGAGCAAGCAGAUCAUGAUAAGGAGCAAGCAAAUGAUGAUAAGGAGCAAGCAGAUAAGGAGCAAGCAGAUGAUGACGAGCAGCAUCCAGAUAAAAAAUAGAUUAUAAUUUAUCUGUGAUAUUGAUGGUAAUCAUCAUUGGAUUCAAAUAAGUCUCUACUUCAUGCAUGAUCACCAAAUCUAAAACACAAGCUACUUAUUUAUACUGUGAUUACAUGUAAUGACAUUUGCAAAAGUUCUUAUCUUCUCUAAUAUAAGUUAUCCCAUUUAAUGAAGCCCAAAUUUAAAUGCAAGUAGUGUUUCUAUGCUGCCCUUGAUAAUUUCCAAAAAGGGAGCUUGGUGGAAUGGGGUAUGCACAUGGCAUAGGAUGGGCCAUUGACCCCAACUUAUUUAUCAUCAUUUAUUUAACCCCUUCCUGAAAUAAUAGUACAGCGGAUAUAAUGAUCCAGAGCUUGUACUAGGCUUUUAGGCUCAUUAGUUUUAUACUGCAAUUCAGGCCAGCAGGUAGCAGCACUGAAUUGUAAUAUAGAGAUCUAUGUAUAGGGUAAUAGAAAAAAAUUACAUCACUCUAUACAAAUUGCAAUCUAAUGACUGCAUGUUGGGGUCCA
Messenger RNA from Bufo bufo (common toad), 1728 nucleotides. It is a transcript of the gene CFAP97D2, whose product is annotated as CFAP97 domain containing 2. The record is from RefSeq and is a predicted model, not a curated record. Lineage: Eukaryota; Metazoa; Chordata; Amphibia; Anura; Bufonidae. Bases 29 to 1222 code for a protein of 397 amino acids. The transcript is spliced from 5 exons.